AUGUCAAAGAACAUAUGUGCAGAUGGCACAAAGUUGUCAAUUAAAGUUACCUCACCGGAUACAGUGAAGCAUUUGCACUUGAAUCAGAAGUGUUUUAAAGUUCAUCAUGCAAAUAGUACAUAUCAAUGUUGUGGCAAAAUACCUGAUGAUUUAUUCGAGGCAGAGGAAAAUCCAAUUGCAAUCAAAUCAGAGUACGAAGAGGUCGAUAAGCAGCAUCAGCUACAAAUAACGAAUGGUCUUCCUUUGGACUCGAUCUGUCAAGAUCAAAAAGAUUAUCCUGUGACCGUGGCAGAUAAUACAAGGGCUGAUGAUUCAGCAGCAGAAUCUACUCAAAACGUCUUAAGUCCCGGAACCCGGAAAGUCCAUAGUAAGAGCCAUUCCAAAAACCACGAGCACCGCUGCCCUCAUUGUUCCGCAACAUAUCCAUUUUUAAGCAGGCUGAAGGUACACAUCCGCGCUCACACCGGCGAAAGGCCAUACAAGUGUAAAGUCUGUGAGAAAGACUUCUGUUCAUCAAGCAAUCUGGCAGAACAUUUGAGAAUUCACAAUAAGGAUCAACAAUAUCAGUGUCCUCAUUGUUCAUUAACGUUCGCACAGUCAUCUAAGCUAAAGAUUCAUAUCCGCACUCACACUGGCGAAAGGCCAUACCAGUGUAAAGUAUGUGACAAAGCCUUCUGUUCAUCAGGAAACCUGUCAGUACAUUCGAAAAUUCACCAUAAGAAUCAACAGCAUCAGUGUCCUUAUUGCUCUUUAAAGUUUCCAUGGUUAUCUAGUCUAAAGUAUCACAUUCGCACUCAUACCGGCGAAAGGCCUUAUGUGUGUAAGGUCUGUGGCGAAGCCUUCCAUUCAUCACAAGUACUAGGACAACACUCGAAAAUUCACAAUAAGGACCAUCAGUGUCCUCAUUGCUCUUUAAAGUUUCCACGGUUAUAUCAACUAGAGAAUCACAUCCUUAUUCAUGCUGGCGAAAAGCCAUACCAGUGCAAAGUAUGUGACAAAGCAUUCAAGACAUCAAACAAGCUGGCAGAACAUUCGAAAAUUCAUAAGAAGGAUGAACCUCAUUAA
This is a messenger RNA of Anopheles bellator, 1065 nucleotides long. Its product is annotated as zinc finger protein 239-like. Gene Ontology annotation, biological process: regulation of transcription by RNA polymerase II; central nervous system development. Lineage: Eukaryota; Metazoa; Arthropoda; Insecta; Diptera; Culicidae. The coding region runs from base 1 to 1065 and encodes 354 amino acids. The transcript has a single exon. The record is from RefSeq and is a predicted model, not a curated record. Gene Ontology annotation, cellular component: nucleus. Gene Ontology annotation, molecular function: DNA-binding transcription factor activity, RNA polymerase II-specific; RNA polymerase II cis-regulatory region sequence-specific DNA binding.